CAAUAAACUAUCGUCCUCUUUUUCUUUCCGUCCUAUUUUCUCUCUCUCAUUCCUCCCUCUCUGUACUCGACGCCUUCACACGCUCACACCAUAGGCUUGACUCGGCCGCCACCACCGGCCACCCGAAUCCCAUCCUGCGAGCUCACCGGAGGAUCUAGGAGCUUCCCUCUCAAGGCAGGGCACCCUUACAAACUUAAGGGCUGUAAGGGCCGGAAUUGGGAAGGGGGAAAUUCGUGGCCGAAAUCCACAAUUUCAGAUAAUGGUGAUUGGUGGUUUCGGUUCUUAUGACGUGAUUGUUAGGAGUUUAUUGCUCAAAGUUUGGGAGUAUGGGAAGUCGUUCAUGCCGUUUAUGGAGGUUCUACAUAUGCCCGGAUGGCUUUCGAGUGGAUGAGGCUGAAACCCAAUGGAAAUGAUAUCCGUGGUGUCCUCUGAAUAUGUCAUUUUCAAGGCUUUGUAGAACAACCAAUCUCUUCUCUUACUAUAAGAAUUUACAAUGUACUUAUCCUAGGGCCAGGUGCAUGCCUAACAUUAUAGGCUGGUCGAGUUAUAAUUUCAUCGGAGCUAAUACUGCAUAUCAGAGGGGUUUCAGUUAUGAUAUCCGGGGUUUGAGUUUAAGAUGUGAGUUUAGUACAGGGUCAUUCAAUAAGUAUAGCCGGUUUUCACCUUUUGCUUCUGGGUAUAUUGGGAGGUCAUUUUCUUUGACCAAUAUUCAGCGCCACUAUGCCUCUCAAGCUUCCAGAAAACAGAAAUCACAGAAGAUGCUUUUAUACCUUACCGUUUUGGUAUUUGCUAUGGUGGGUAGUAGUUAUGCUGCUGUUCCUCUAUAUAGAAGGUUCUGCCAAGCUACUGGGUAUGGAGGCACCAUCCAGCGCCGUGAGAGUGUUGAAGAGAAGAUAGCCCGGCAUGCUAAAGAUGGAACCAUUACUGCAAGGGAGAUUGUGGUGCAAUUCAAUGCUGAUGUGGCUGAUGGAAUCCCAUGGAAGUUUAUUCCCACACAAAGAGAGGUAAGAGUCAAGCCUGGAGAAAGUGCCCUUGCAUUUUACACUGCUGAAAAUCGAAGUUCAACUCCAAUAACUGGUGUUUCUACUUAUAACGUCACCCCCAUGAAGGCUGCAGUUUACUUCAACAAAAUACAAUGCUUUUGCUUUGAGGAGCAACGCCUUCUUCCGGGGGAGCAGAUUGACAUGCCUGUAUUCUUCUAUAUUGAUCCCGAGUUUGACACAGAUCCUAGAAUGGAUGGUAUCAAUAACAUAAUUUUAUCAUAUACAUUUUUCAAGGUUUCUGAGGAAUGAAAGGGAACCUUCUAUUGCAGCUUUGCUAUUUUCCUAAGAUCACCAAAAGGGGUGGCCAGACUUCUGUAUUAAAGGAAGAUGGCAAACAAAUAUAAUAAAUAUCAAUUUUUGGAUA
Messenger RNA from Juglans microcarpa x Juglans regia, 1407 nucleotides. RefSeq names its product cytochrome c oxidase assembly protein COX11, mitochondrial-like. The transcript is spliced from 9 exons. Gene Ontology annotation, cellular component: mitochondrial inner membrane. The record is from RefSeq and is a predicted model, not a curated record. NCBI's taxonomy places the organism in Eukaryota, Viridiplantae, Streptophyta, Magnoliopsida, Fagales, Juglandaceae. Gene Ontology annotation, molecular function: copper ion binding. The coding region runs from base 435 to 1292 and encodes 285 amino acids.